Molecule: messenger RNA, 1299 nt
Organism: Fomitiporia mediterranea MF3/22
Lineage: Eukaryota; Fungi; Basidiomycota; Agaricomycetes; Hymenochaetales; Hymenochaetaceae
Exons: 6
Coding region: 1-1299 (432 amino acids)
Source: RefSeq, a predicted model, not a curated record
AUGCGAUUUCGCGUCCGCAACGCCUUCUACUUACGACUGUCUGCAAGUGAUGUUAUUCCUCUAUAUGUUUAUCUGGACGAGAGACAUGUUGACUGGAUGUCGGAAAGGACGUUAAACUCCGUGGUAUCUGACUUGAAACCAUUGAUAGGCCCUAAAUUAGAAGCUGAACGGUACGCUCAUUUUGGACCUGGCGGUCCAGCCUCAGCUAAGAAAGGGACUGUUGAAGUUUGUCGUGGAGAUUCGUAUCAAUUUGCUUAUUUCCUUCGGAAGGCUGAGCCUCACGCCAUUGUGGUCAAGUCGAUAGACCUGCCCAAACCAACAAUACUACAUUCUACCAAGGGAAAGAAGCGACCUCGGAAGGCAGUGAUUACUAGUAAACAGGCGACGAAAAGGAAGGGAAGGGACAAAGUCGUUGAUGUGAUUGAAGAUUCGGAGGAAGACAUUGAGGAACCGUCCUCGUCGCAGGGAGAGAUAAUAACUGACCAGGACGACUCGGUACCUGCUGCACCAAGACGGUCUACACGCAGCAAAAGGCAGAGGAUCGCCUACCGAGAAAUCUCUGACGAUGACGAUUUGCCUGACAAUAACGGUGUUCUAGAUGAAGAUUCAGAUAUGCAGACUGAGGAGGGGCUAGAUGUGCAGGAUGUGCAAGAUGUGCAAGAUGUGCAAGUCAAGCAGGAGGCAUCUGAGGACGACAUAGCCCUUCGAGAUGAAGACGCCUCCGACAAUGAGCCUAGUCCAGAGCCGGAACUGCCUCCAGACUUUGGGAUGGACGAGGACGAAGAAGAGAAGAAACUAAAACCGCAACUUCAGCUAUCGUUUCGCAGCUUGGAUAUGCGCAACCGUUGCUUAUGCGUAGUCGUCGAGCCGUGGCCUGCAAUUCAGUCUCUAGAUACGGGCACUGAGGCUUUACGUACGGCUUCGGUUGCUCCAUCGGCUCAGAAUGUAACACCCAGUAGGGCACAGAGCGUUGCCGCCUCGAUAUUUGCUCCAGACUCUGAGAGCCAGGGUGUUCGUGAACAAACGCCAUUACCACUCUUCCUUCCAGAUCCUAGUGGAAGGGACCGCAGUCAGACACCAAUGCCAAUACGAUUCCCAAGCACAUUGCCAUCUCUUGAAACGAUAGACGACACUCAAGAUCCGUUUGGAGAUGGCGAUGGCUUUGGCAUGCUCGCUUUCAGUCAAGCACUCAAUAACGUAUCUGGCGAUCGGAUAGGUGCAGCUGAAGACGACGAAGACGAAAUGGACGGAGGGGCGUUAUAUGGAGACGCGGAUGAAAUACGCGGGGCUUUGUUGUAA